Molecule: messenger RNA, 1050 nt
Organism: Effrenium voratum
Lineage: Eukaryota; Dinophyceae; Suessiales; Symbiodiniaceae
Source: the annotation of a GenBank genome assembly
AUGGCACAGUUGCUGGAUGGCCCAGACGUGCAGGCGAUAGCCUUGGCCCAGAUCCCGCGGGAGGAGUUUCGCCUGCGAGGUGCCGCCGGGUUUUCGGGGCAAUUCGGCACAGAAGUGGCAGGUGAUGGCAGCCCGGCCGCUUUGUAUUUCUGGGAUGAAGUUGACUGGGAUGCGGUGGACAAAUCGGAGAGCCGAUCGCUGGUCCUUACGGAUCACAACAAGAUGACGGAUCAGGUUGCUGCUCACUUUGCUGACCGUGUCAAGAUGGUGCUGGACCAUCAUGCGGGCGUCAGUUCGUAUCCCGAAGCCGUGACUGUUGUGGACGAGAGCCUGGGGUCCGCCUGUACCCUGGUGGUGGAGGAGUAUUUGCGCAGGCCCGAGAAGCUGUCUCUGGAGAUCGGUACUCUGCUCGCGGGCGUGAUUCGGUUGGACUGCAGAAACUUUGACCCCAAGGAGAAGAAAGGUACGAGCAGAGAUUCGGCUGCACUAGAAGAGCUCGCGAGGCUAGACCUGGUGCCGUCUGUGGAGCCAAACGCCUGGUACAGGAGCCUUAUGGAAGCUCGCAAGGACGUGUCGCACCUGUCGGUGCGAGAGCUGAUGCUUCUCGAUACGAAGGUGGUGACUCUCCGGGGCAUGAAAGUAGCGGUUGCAAGCUUCUUUGGCACGCUCACAGAUGUUUGCUCCAAAGCUGGCAAGAGUGACGAGAUCGUCGCGAUCGCUCAAGCUCUUGCUCGGAACCGUGGCUACGAGGCAGUCAUUUUGCUCUUCAGCAAGGACAAAGCCUUGGCUCAGAAAAGAGCCCUGGCAUUUGUGCCGUCCAGCGAUGCGGCGGCCGACUUGUGUGCAACGAUUGUGAGUCAGAUGCGCGAAACUCCAGGCAACCUGCCAGACGACCUGAAGGAGAACCCUCUGUACCAGACCCAGGGCCUGGUAGAGGUUGGCUUUGAGCUUGAACCGCUCAAGGAGUUCCAGCCGCUUGAUGUCUACAGCAUCAGAGGCGAGACUUCCAGGAAGACGGUGCUGCCAUUCGCUAUGGCGGUGGCAGGCUGA